Arachis ipaensis is the source of this 1118-nucleotide messenger RNA. Its product is annotated as 13-hydroxylupanine O-tigloyltransferase-like. Lineage: Eukaryota; Viridiplantae; Streptophyta; Magnoliopsida; Fabales; Fabaceae. The record is from RefSeq and is a predicted model, not a curated record.
UCCUUGAUAUUCUCUUUUGCUAAUACCAUUAUUUUUGUGAUAGGCUUAAUCCUCCACUACCUGAAGGGUAUUAUGGCAACGCUUUUGUGCUUCCUACGGCAGUUUCCACCGUGGAGAUGCUUUGCAGGCGGCCUUUAAGCUAUGCAUUGGAGUUGGUGAAGAAAGCAAAGAAAGAAGCAAGUGAGGAGUAUGUUCACUCUACUGCCGAUCUAAUGGAAAUUAAGGGAAGGCCUCCACUUUCCUUGACAGGAUCUUUUAUUAUGUCAGACAUCAUAAAAUCUGGGAUAACAGAUGUGGAUUAUGGAUGGGGUAAGCCUUUGUAUUCUGGACCAGACAAGGCUGGAAUGGAUGAUAUUCCUGGUUUGAGCUUCUAUGUUCCAUAUACUAACUCUAAAGGAGAACAUGGUAGACUAGUUUUAAUUUGCCUCCCACAAGAAGCCAUGAAAAGGUUUGAGAAAGAGCUUCAUAGAAUACUUCAGAUCAAGGAUGAAAUAUCAUCUGUAUUGGAUGCUUGAUAUCUGAAUAUUAAUGCAUGUCAAGGUGGAUUCAGUUAUUCCUAUUUCCCGAGAAUCUAGUUUGUUCAUGCAAGAGUGAAAAAGAACACGCCUUUAUACAUAUACCUGUCUUUGUUGAGAGACAUAAUGAACUAACAGUAACAGAAGGUGGUUAGGAUAGUUCUAAGGGUAAUCAAGAUUAGUUGCAAGGUUUCUUUAUACCACAUCUAUUUGAUAAUAUCAACUCACACUAGUUUCAAAUCUCUCAGCUCACAUCUUCUUCUGUUUCUUGUAUCACAAGCUUUGUUACUCUGCUGGUCUUCUUCAGAACUAAGAAAGAAAAGAAAGAGAUUGAUCAGAAAGUUGGCUUAAUAAUGCAUAUGUUGCGAAAAUAAAGUUGGUUCACUAAGCUCAUUUCUAUUGGGCUUGGAAUCUUGGAUCAUUUACAUGCUUCCAUAUUUAUGUAUAUAUAUGUUCUUCUAACUAGGCCCUACUUGACUCACCAAACAUAUCGUAUAUUUGUGUAGCAAAUGUAACUGCUCAUAAAUUCUAUCUACUCCAACCGCGUUGUUUAUUAUAUCAGCACGUAAAAGAAAGAGCUACCUUUGUACGAAAAGAAACAAC